Myripristis murdjan (pinecone soldierfish) is the source of this 3845-nucleotide messenger RNA. Its product is annotated as dnaJ homolog subfamily C member 11-like. Gene Ontology annotation, biological process: cristae formation. The transcript has 16 exons. NCBI's taxonomy places the organism in Eukaryota, Metazoa, Chordata, Actinopteri, Holocentriformes, Holocentridae. The record is from RefSeq and is a predicted model, not a curated record. Bases 1 to 1683 code for a protein of 560 amino acids.
AUGGCGGCGUCCUUAGAUGAUGAUUUGGAGUUUGAUAACCAAGAUUAUUAUUCUCUACUCAACGUCCGGAAAGAGGCCACCCAGGAGGAGCUGAAGGCUUCCUACCGGCGGCUGUGCAUGCUCUACCACCCUGACAAGCAUCGAGACCCUGAGCUGAAAAGACAGGCCGAGCAACUUUUCAACCAGGUGCACCAGGCUUAUGAAGUGUUGAGUGAUCCUCAGUCCAGGGCAAUAUAUGACAUUUUUGGGAAAAAAGGACUGGAGGUGGAGGGCUGGGAAGUUGUUGAAAGGAAGAGAACUCCUGCAGAAAUUCGUGAGGAGUAUGAAAGGCUGCAGAGGGAAAGGGACGAAAGGAGACUACAGCAAAGAACUAACCCUAAGGGCACCAUCAGUGUGGGUGUGGAUGCAACUGACCUGUUUGACCGCUAUGAUGAGGACUUUGAGGAGAUGCCAGGGGGAGGCUUUCCUCACAUUGAAAUCAACAAGAUGCACAUCUCCCAGUCCAUAGAGGCUCCUUUAACUAACACGGACACAGCGGUGCUGUCGGGUUCGCUCUCAACGCACAAUGGGAACGGCGGAGGCAAUAUUAAUAUGACCGUACGGAGGGUCACAUCCGCCAAAGGCUGGGGAGAGCUUGAGUUUGGUGCAGGAGACAUACUGGGACCUCUCUUUGGGUUAAAGGUGUUUCGGAACCUGACACCACGAUGUUUCUUGACAGCCCAGUGUGGUAUGCAGUUCUCUCCUCGCGGCUUGCGGCCCAGCUGCUCUCUGAUGACUGCGCGCCACCUUGACCAGAACACCAUGGGCUAUUUACAGUGGCGCUGGGGCCCCAACAGCGCCAUGACCACCAGCCUGGUCCGAGACACCAAGACCAGCCACUUCACUCUAGCUCUGCAGCUGGGCAUGCCUCACUCCUACCUGAUGAUGAGCUACCAGUACAAGUUCCAGGAUGAGGACCAGACCAAGGUUAAAGGCUCUGUCAAGACGGGCUGGUUUGGUACUGUGGUGGAAUACGGAGCAGAGAGGAAGAUCAGCAGACACAGCAUCUUGUCUGCCACUGUUAGCGUCGGUGUCCCUCAGGGAGUCACACUCAAAAUCAGGUUGGCACGUGCCAGCCAGACAUAUCUGUUUCCUGUCCACCUGACAGACCAGCUGCUGCCCAGUGCGGUCUUCUACGCCACUGUGGGACCUCUGCUUGUCUACAUGGCUAUCCACAGACUGAUAAUCAUCCCAUACACACGAGCACAGAAGGAACAAGAGUUAGAGCUGCAGAGGAAAAGCUCCGCCACAGACAUCGCCAAGAAAAAACAGGAGGCAGAGUCAGCAGUUCUGCUGAUGCAGGAAUCUGUGAGGAGAAUCAUAGAAGCAGAGGAAUCCAAGAUGGGUCUGAUCAUUCUGAAUGCCUGGUAUGGGAAGUUUGUGACCGACACCAGCCAGAAGCAGGAGAGAGCCCAGGUCAUCGAUGUCACCGUCCCUCUGCAGUGCCUGGUCAAAGACUCCAAACUCAUCCUCACUGAAGCCUCCAAGGCGGGGUUGCCAGGGUUUUACGACCCCUGUGUAGGAGAGGAGAAGAGUCUCAAAUUACUGUACCAGUUCAGAGGCGUCAUGCACCAAGUCCUCUCUGGAGAUACCGAGGCCCUACGGAUACCCAAGCAAUCUCACAGAAUUGACUCCGAGUCCUAGGAGCCCACAGCUGCUGGAUCACCAGAAGACAAGAUGCAGACAGACAAAACAGACUCUCUGUUCACAGAAGGACCUUGGCAAAGAGGGAGACAACAAAAAAUAAGGCUCUUCCUCUCCUCUGCUUCUCCUCUGUCAUGGUUAUUAGUGAAGCAGUUUUACAGUUCCUCCACUCCUUCCUUUCCUUUGAGCCCUCUCCCAGGGUCAAGAGAAUACAGGACAGAGCUGAGUUUUUACAAGGUUUUUACCCUCUGUGUCUCUAGUCUACUACACUACAGGGCUGCUCAAAUGUCUGCCUGCUGCUGGAGACUGGAUAUUGGCCUGAUCAUAGUAUCUGUAUGCACUACAAAAAAGGGACUAGUAUUGACUAACAAUGUGGCGAUUCGCAUUGAAGCUAAAAGUGUACAGCUAAAUUAAUAAACUAAAUGUUUCUUGACAUUUGUUAUGUCAAGUAAUCCACAGUGUAAGCAAAUGAGCUAUGCUGUAAUUUAAGCCCCCUCUCCUCCAUGGCAAUGCAGUCUUCGCCCUGUGUAUGCAUAUCAUCCUAUCCUGGUAGUUAUCAAAUCUAAUGUUAUUUUGAUAGCCACUAAUGUCACUAACUCAUGCUAACAUUUAGGGUUAUGAUAAAACUAUGCAUGAUCAUAUCUCAUUAUCCUUAAGGCUUGCCAGCUGGCAAGGUAUACUGAAGGACUUUGGGAUGCCUGUGUAUCUCAUGUUUUUAUUUAGUUUGUUGAAAUGUCUAAGCCUAAUUUAUUAUGCCUUGUAGUGACAUGUCUGCUGCUCAUGUGGGUGCCAGCCAGCAGGUGUAAGCUGGCACCCAAAACUGGAAGAGUAUCUGUGAAAGGGUAGGGGGGUGGGUCGUAUCUAAGUUACAGUGAGGGAUAGAAACCUACAUGUAAAGGCAAUUUUGCUGCUAAAGCAGUCCUUGUCACAGGCAAUAACCUGUCACUAGAACUGACAUGAGCCACACUUGGGACCAUGUUACUGAUUAUGGCACAUUGACAUAGGCUACGUUUAGUUGUUUAUGUCUUGUUUAUGUCUUUGAAUCGCUGUUAGAGUGUAGUUUCAGUCUGUACACCAGCCAUGUGCCAUAUCUUAACAUUUGAUGACACUGUUAUCUUUCCCUGUUUGAACUGAGCUCCAAUGCCACGUCACUUCUCACAUAUAGUAGCAUAACUAAUAACUUGACAUCUUUGUCAGCCAGGGUUUUUAUGGCUGUUUUUCUAAGUGAUAAUCCACAUUCAGGAGUCUCAUAUCUGCUUUAGUCAUUUUCUCAUCAGCGCCAAGUUAUCUGGGGGAAAACUUAUGUAUUUUAUUGAUGCACUUUCUGUUGAAGUAUAGGCAAGUGUUGUAGGACAGAUACUCCCAAAGUUGAAUCAUAUGAGGGGUCUCUAAAUAAAAGCACAUUAGGGCGCAUCUGCGAUUUAUGUUGGUAGCUAUGAUUUAGUCCAUGAUUUUCAGUGUCUAUACUGUAGGUGGAGUGAUAACCUGUGAAGAGAGUGAAACCUCCAAUCAGAAGUCAUGGUCAUACAAUACUUUAUUAGAAAUGAAAUACCUGUGAAUUUAAUAUAUUCAUUUUGCUGAUGGCUCUGUCAUGGACAUGUGGAAGACAUAACCCCCACUUCAGGUACCAAUGCUGUUGUCUGUAAUUGGGAUUUUAUUGGAUAUUUUAACAUUUUGCACAAGUAUAUUUUUAAAAUUUCUAAGACGCUAACUGCCUGUCAUCAAAGUGGCACUGCAGCCUCUGAUUUAAUGUCUGCACACGUCUUCAUGCUCAGCUGCAUAGGGUGCAUUUGAGCCGUAGGAACGAGUCCUGUUGACUUUGUGGCAUCCUCUCCUUUGAUUGUUUCUUGUUUUGACCACCUACUGUCUACCUAAAGUAGUGAUCCUGAUCUACAGUCAGAUUAGAUCCACUAUUACAGCAGCCAUCCUGCACUGAUCCUGUUUGUGAGAUUUGUCUGAUCUUGUUUGCCCCUUGUGUGCUGUUAAGUAUUUGGACAGAUCAGUUGGUCAACUCUGCUCUGGUGCCACCACAAGGGCAGCAGCAGGACUGCCUCCUGCUCUCAGCCCAGUGAUCCAAACUGACCCAGUCACUGUAUGUUAAAGUAAUGCGCAAGAAGCCUCUGUUGUCCCUUGUCUUGUAAAGAUCACAAUAAAUCUGAGAA